Messenger RNA from Paramuricea clavata, 8157 nucleotides. NCBI's taxonomy places the organism in Eukaryota, Metazoa, Cnidaria, Anthozoa, Malacalcyonacea, Plexauridae. The record is from the annotation of a GenBank genome assembly.
ACAAAUCAAAUAACUUUGAGAGGACAAUCCAUCAUGAUUCAAGCUCCGAGGUAGGUGGUAGACUGCUUACAUAUAUAUACACCACCAUGCACGCUCAAUUGGUCGAAAGGUGUGUGAGUCGGAGCAAAACAAUGCAUGCAUACAUUCAUGUUUUGUCAUAUAUAUAUAUAUAUAUAUAUAUAUAUAUAUAUAUAUAUAUAUAUAUAUAUAUAUAUAUAUAUAUAUAUAUAUAUAUAUGUCUAUUUGCAGCCUUAGAUUGGGCACUAGCAUAGUGUCGGAUUAAAAUAGCCCUAUACAGUGAGCCCUUCAUUAUAAGACUCAAACUUUUUGUGAUGGAAGCUGCAUGAGUUUAUAUAUGUAAAAAAAACAUAAAUUUUCCAUACCUGGAUUUUGGCUUUAUAUUUGCUACAUUAUUUUUUUAAAGGAAAACUUGUCGAGUGACGAGGAAUACCAGCCUCUCCCUGAAAGUGAGGACAAAAGUACGUUUCACAACUUGCAAACUACAGUAACUGCAUGCAUGUUGAUCUGUAUUAAAUAUUUAAUCUGAUUUUACAUCCAUGAAGUUUCUGAAAUAAUGUAGGAAUCAGUAUAGGACCUUAUAACUGCAAUAAGUCUAUGACCAAAAUUAAAAGCUAUACAGGUAUGCAUAUCCGCAAAAUGUUACACUGUUAGGUUAAAAACUUUGAAUGAAGAAUAAUUAUAGAUUAAACGUGUGGAGAAAUGUCGAAAAGUCUCGGGUGAAAGUCGAUAAAAUCUUGUUGGAAACUUCCCCAAACAAAGGUUCCUCGGAUCUAUAUCUGACUUAUAUCCCGCAUUCUCGGUUUUAGACUUUUGGCGCGUGGAGGUAUAAUUAUAGACACCGCCGAAUUAUAUAGGCUUUCGAACAUGUACGUCACUUCCGAUUUGCAGAUAAUUUUUACAAGCCCCUCUACAUUUAUUUUUCAUUCAUGCACGAGUUUUCUGGUAGAAAGAAUAAACUAUGCUUUAGUUACAAACUUUCACCCUAUAAAGUUAUUUGAAACAUCGAACUUUGGAAAAACAAAUUUUCAAAAUGCUAGAAUGUGUCAAUGCCAAAAUAUAGGGCCAUAUAGGUAAGGUAGCAAACGAGCCAACUCCAUUGACGCAAAUAUGACACUAAAAAUUGGACAGGAAGACAGUUCAAUAGUGAAAAAUGAUAUAGUGCAUGAUACUAGUAUAGCUGUGUUAGAAAACACACACGACGGAGUUCUUUUUGCACUCUUGACGAGUAAACAACGACGAAUUCAUAUCGUGAGAUUAUAUAGAUUAUAUAUCACAUUUUAAUGUUUCUCGAUCUGACUUCGUCGUUGUUUACUCGUCAAGAGUGUAAAAUAACUCUGUCGUGUAUGCUCUAGCGUACACAGCUAUAUCAUGCACUAUAUUAUUUUUAAUUUUGAACUGUCUUCCUGUCUAAUUUUUAUAGUGUCAUAACUACGUCUAUGGAGUUGGCUCAUUUGCUACCUUAAAUUAAUGAAUUGACACAUUCUAACAAAAACGCAAGCACGUUUCUAUUCGAAUAAUUUUUAAUUUAACUCAUUUGAUUUUAUUAACUGCUGUAUAUUUUACAAGUUAUGUAUGUGAUUAAAAAAUAAUAAAUUAUCGUUUUCUUUUAAAGGCGAAGAUUCAGACAAAGAUAAUGAUGACGAAUAUGCUUUUAAAGGUGAUAUCACUGCGCUCACUUUCAAAAUUAGGAGAAAAUAUACUGUACACUUUAACAGUAAUAUACCCCUCUGAGAGCUCGCUGUUGUCAGAAUCAAUUUGAUAUAUCACAGUACUGUCACGUGACACUGGGUGAAAGAUGACAAUUUAUUAAUAGAAUUGUUUGCUGUGGAGGCAUUCAUCUUUGUGUGCAGGAAGGGAUAACAAAGAUUCACAUGAUUUUUGAUGAGGUCAUUGCUAACAGACACAGAGUAACACUGGGGGGGGGGGGAGAAAAGAAAGAAAAAGAAAGCGUCACUUAUCUUGUGUAUGUACCCAUGGAGUAAAUGAAAUACUUUUUCUUCUUUUUGCAGAUAAUUCAAGUCAUUCGGAAACAAUUCGUCAGGAUCCGGAUCUUGAGGUAAAUACGUUGACAGCUCAUAAAAUAUUCACAUAGAUCAGGGAUUUUGCCGCACACUCACCACAGUGACAGUUUACUGUAAAAACUUGAAAUUUUAUAUAUUUAAAACAUCUCGUUUACAUUGCAGCCGUAUAACCACGUCCUUAUCUAUUGAUACGACUGAUACAAUCCAUUAAUUAACAAUUAUUCGCCGAAAGGGAAGUGAAUAUUGGUGAUAUGUGAUAAAAUUUCAUGUUAAUUUACAUAAACUGUGGCUUUGAUUUUCUCUGCUUAGACAACGUUGAUUUUGAAAAUCUCUUCGCCAAUAAACUCAUAAACAUGGGUCGUUUUUUUAAGCAAUUUAAAGCACUUGUAGUCGUACGUGCAUAUCUGAUAAAGCACGACUACAAGUGCUUGAAAUAGUACAUAAUCACCUCAAGCGCAGCCAAUCGACGUUCAGAAUUUUCAAUCAAUAUCCCUUAUCGCAAAUCCGCUUCGGGCUUGAUUUCGGGUUAGGGCUGGGGGUUAAUAAUCUAAUAUGAAGUUCAUACUGGGGCCGGGUCCAGGUUCGAACCGACUUUUAUGCCUGCCUUCGCAGCCGAAAGCAUGAUAAUUAUCAAACAGAUUAAUUAUUUUCCGAUGCUGAAGCCGAAGGCAGAGGCAAAUAAUUGAUCUACAUGUGAGCCACCGACAAAUCACGAUAUUCUGCGAGAACCAUGUUUAACAAUUGUUUUAUCAUUCGUCUUAUGUUUUCCACUUUUUUUCAAGUAAGCAAUACAACUCAUCUUGUUUUCAAAAAAUGAUGAUGAUCGCAUGCUCAUACUAUUAUUUGCACGCAGGUAUUUGCAAGUUGAUUAACCAAUCAAAAUUGCGACUACUGUAAAGUGAAUGAUAAUCGAAUAUUAGGCCUAUAUGACUAAAGGUCUCUUUAGUAAAACUGGAGGCUAGUUUGUAUAAUAAAUUAGGUUCGUCCCCGACUUGGUUGACAAGACAAUUUCAUUAUUUCUAUAUGAUCCUGAAACCAUUGUCACCAGAUGAAACACAUUAAAUGCGUAAAAUUUCCACAGGCUCACUAAUACAAACAGUUUCAUCUAAUUCACCAAUAGUUCGGUCUGUUUUCCUCACUUUUCCGUGAUAUGGUCUUUCCACGAGCACUUAGAGAUAUUUUCUUUCCCAGCAGCCACCGCAUGUAUAUUUGAUUUACCUAACUGACCAUUUUCGUUCUGCUGUUGUGAAACCACAAUGUAUAUUAUGUCGUAGUAUCAUAAAAAAUAGUAUUUUGGCAACUUUAAAUCUUUCGUAACCGGCCAUUAUAUUAAUACAGGAAGACUGUUCAAGUGGCGAGGAAUCCAAGUCUGAAAGUGAAGAUGACGAAGCCGAAGGUAAAUUUCCAGGGCAUAGACCAAUUGCGAAACUUAGUGGCCGCGCCUUCAUACUGCACGAGAACGAGGCUUAUUAUGCAAAAACAAAACAAUUUCUAUGUUUUUUUAUAGCGAAAAGUGAAUUUUAGGGUUUUUAAAGUGUUUUUUCUUGAACCUCUUUGAUCUUUUCUUAAUAUUUCGUACUAGAUUAUAUAAAUAUUUGUUAAAUUUAUCUAAACAUCGAUUUCCCACUAUAUUUUUACCCGCUUUGGAGAGAUAUUUCGUUGUUGUUUUAGCAUGCGAUGGAACAGACAUAUGGAAAAGAUCAAUCUAUACUUUAAAAUCAGAUCAAGAUGCAAAUAAAAUAGCCAGUAUAACUUAACAAACUAAAAUAUAACUCUUUCUACCCAGAUUUUUUUAGACUUCGUGCAAGAAAAAAACGAUUUUGUCAAAGGAUAAUAACAUAAAAUUUCUACAAAUUUUGCCCGACAUUUACUUUCAUAUUUUUAAAGUUAAAAUCGAAAACUUGCUAUUAUAUUACAACUGAAACAAAAUUAAUCAAUGUUACAACUUAUUCUUUGAAAUAUAUUAAUAAAACAGACGGAAAAUACCUGAUUCUUUCUGUGGUAUAAUCUGCUUCUUUUAUCGGACGGCGAAAAACAGCAAAACUUUGCCUCGCACGCCGCGAAAAACAGUGAAAUUUGAAGUAAGACUAAAUCUAUGAACAAGUUUAAUAAAGAUUUACAUAGUCAAAACAGAAAUAUUGAAAAAAAUGAAGAGAUUACCAUAAAAACGCGUCUCAAACACUGAAAUUCAUUUUUCCCCAUAUAAAAAUAUAGCAGAAUGAUUUGUUUUUGCAUAAUAAGCCUCGUUUUCGUGCAGUUUAAGGCGCGGUUACUAAGUUUCGCAAUUGGUCUAUACUAAUGUAGAUUUAUUAUUACCAUUAGUAUUAUUAUCAGUACAGUCUUUUGCAUUUCUCUACUUAUAUCCAUUGCAAAUCUUUCUCGUUGUUAAACAAUCCUCUUAUAUAUCAUCUUUCGGUCGUUUCAUCCCUUCUCUUAAACAGCCAAUCACCGAUGUAUAACUAAAGUUAUAACUUUUACGUUAUAUCUGUCCUGUCUUUCCCGUAGAUCAAAACAGAGCUGCUGAUACUUUCUUACCUUCUCUUGUCGUUUUUCGUCUUUGUUCGAAUGAUUUGGCCAUGCCAUGUCUAUUUUCAUAAUCUUUCUUUUCGCUCUCCUCAAGUGUCUGAUCGGGUCUCUUUAACUGCCGUGGAACUCAUGCUCACCCGGUGUUCCCAAACCCAAUUUAGCUUCUUCCCGCUGUUCUCAAUCACUUUUCCUUUCCCUCAUCUCUCUGUGUAUCACCUCGUUCCUUGUUACUAUAUAGUAACAAUUCAUUAUCAUUCGCCCAUUUCACCGCCAGUACUAAUUUCAACUAUUAUCAUUAUACUUCGCAAGGUUCCACAUGAAGUGUUUAUCUACCUCACUCACCCCAUCAGGCAUCGGGAAAAUAAAUGAAAAAUCAGUACAUUCUAAUACCAGUCCUUCAAUACUUUUAAUGUUGUGAUGUUUCAGAUGGAAAUGAUGUUAAUAAACAUUCAAUGGCAAAUAAAUGUUUUGACAAAACAACAAAGAAAUCUGGAGGUAAGAUUUUCACAUUUUAUCUAAUUAUUUGCGAAUUAAACGGAUAAAUUAAGAUAUAGUCCAACAUUUACAGCUUUUUCGGUCGUACUGACAAUUAUAAGUAAUAGCAUGGCUUGAGGGAGAUUAGUGAUUAAAUGGCCCCGUAACCCGAGGCAGGUUUGCGGAAUUCCCGAGGGCGAAGCCCGAGGGAAUUCCGCAAACCUGCCGAGGGUAAGGGGUCAUUUAAUCACUAAUCUCCCGAAAAGACAUGCUAUUAGUUUGUAAUAGCAUAGUUUCGCUCCCAUUUAAAAAUGGACAAACAUGCCCUACUUGGAAUCAGCGUAUUUAAGCUAAAACAUUUGCUUCAUUGCUUGUGGGAUGUAAAAGCUUGUUGCACAUGCGCACUUUUUACGCUUUAAUCGGUUACGCAUGCGCAAUCUAUCAUUUAACGUACCACAACAAACACGCUAAAUAUAUUAGUAUAAAUUUGGAGACUGCACGUGCGUAAUUUAAAUGAUGCGGCAACUCAGGGAUCGGAUGAUAGACUAUUGACGGCUCUGAGCUAACUGUUGCUGUUCCUUGCACGAUUAUGUGCGUGAGGCACUUGCCUAAUGCGUAGUCGUCAGGGAGACAAAGGUGUGACCCUUGGUAACGGGCGAUUAGUUCUAAUCGCUCGCUCUAGCGGGCGAUUAGAACUAAUCGCCCGCUACAGCGGGCGAUACGUGAUUAAACGACCCUGUUGAAACAAAAGAAACCCGGGCAACUAUGCUAUUACGUCAAUAAACAAGACAUUACAAACGAAAGAGAUUAUCGAAAAUACAUAUGCAAACGUAUUUUAUUCCUUUUCGAUACCUUGUUCAAGAGUCUUGAGAAGAAUUUUUUUUCAUCUAACAAACGUUGUUAUAUUUCCAAGGGCAUGAUUUGAUAUUUGUCGGGCAAUCACGCCCUGCAGGAACAAUGAAGACAAUUCAUAUUUAAUUAUGAGAAAAUUUUUUUGUUCUUGUCUAGUGUACAUAAUUGCGGCGAGUGAGAAAGAUGGAAAGAGGGUCUAUGAUAAAACCAACUGUUGCUUCUUCUGCGAAAAAGAGUACAACAAGCUGGCUCGCCAUUUUAUGCAAGUUCACAGCGACGAAGAAGAGGUGGCGAAAAUAAUAGCCCUCAAAACCAACAACGCCGCACGGCAGCUCCAGCUGGAAAGACUUUGCCGAAUGGGCAACUUUAACAAUAAUUUAAAGGUUCUGGAGUUGCAAAAAGGCGAACUAAAGGUGGUACGAAGACCUGGCCAAAACGCGGACAAAGAUCCAAGCAAUUACUUGCCGUGCCAGUUUUGCCAUGGUUUUUUCCAGAGAAAAGACCUGUAUCGCCACAGUUCGAAGUGCCCUUUCGCUGAAGGUGCCGACCAGGCUAACAUCCGCUCCAAAAAAAUGCAGCAUGCAGGGAGGUUGCUAUUGGCGGCGAAUAAUUAUCCAACUGGUGCCAGCCAACAACUCUCUGACAACGUGUUAUCAAUAAUGGCGCUAGAUGACAUCAGCGCUGUGGUCCGAACAGAUGAAACCAUCUUAAUGGUGGGUUCAACCUUAAUUGAGAAUCGUGGAAAUGAGAAAGCAGUGGAAGUGUCACAGCAAAUGCGACUACUUGCACGGUUACUGAUAAAUGUGAGAAAGCUGUGUGGAACCCCGUCCGUGUCGCUCCGAGAGAUCUUGACGCCAGGCCAUUUUGAUCAUCUUGUUGACAGUGCGCGAUCUCUUGGGGGGUAUACUGCUGCAACAAAUGCGAGUACGGAUCGUUUCAAGGCCCCGUCAACCUCUGCAAAGUGCGGAUAUGCCUUAAAGAAAGCUGCGUUUGUGGUAAAAGGGAAAGCUCUACGAGAAAAAGAUAUGGAAAGAAAGAACAACGUGGAUCUCUUCAUGGAGCUGUAUGAGGGUGAAUGGAGUGGCAAAGUAACCAGCCAGGCGUUACAAAAUCUUUCGUUCAAAAAACAUAACAAGCCACGCUAUCUUCCCAUCACAAACGAUCUGAUGAUUCUGCGAGCCUUCCUACAUGACAAUAUUUUAGCCCUCAGUAACGAAGUCCGCGAAAACCCAGCAAAAGAAAAUUGGAGAAAGCUGGCAGUUUUAGCGUUGGCCAGACUGAUAAUUUUCAACAAACGUAGAGGUAUACCUAUCAUAUUUUUUGUUUGUUUUGUUGUGGAACAGUUAACGACUGAAUAGUGGCCCGUGCAUUCGUUAAAAUCUCACGCGCGGGAGCGCAGCAGAAACACUUGAGAUUAAAUUUUUACUUCCUAAAUUCUGGAGAAAAAAAUCAGUGAGUUAAUUACAUUUUAGAAACAAGUGGCAUUUUGUCGUCCAAAUGAUUUACUAAAUCUGGUUGAACGUAAAGUACAUAAUUGCCAAAACGACUAAAAAGUACACUUGUAGCUAUUGUGGAGCAUACUAAAAUUGUCAGCGUUUCGUAGUUCUCGUUUGUAUUUGUAUCAUAUUUUAUUAAAACAUUUAAUGUAAUUUUUCUUAAAAUAGGUGGGGAAGCUUCUCGAAUGCAGCUGGAUGUAUUCUUAUCGCGGCCCUUGUGGGAAAAUAUCCACAACGAGGAAAUUUUGUCCUCCCUCUCCGCAACAGAAAAAUAAUUGUGCAAACGGUAGGCAAGUAAACCGACAGGUCUAAUAUGUCAUUGUUGAAAUUGAAAUUAAUGAAAUAAUUAUUUUAAAUUUUGUAGUUACACCACGUAAUUUUAUUAUCGCAUUUUUUUAUUAUUGCGAUAAUAGAAUUACGUAGUGUAACUACAAUAUUUAAAAUAUUUUUUCACCAUUCCAACUUUGAAAGAACUAAUUUACGAAAUAAUUGUUUCACGUUUGUUCAAUAUUUCCAUGGUUAUUGGUAACAUUUGAUUUGAUGAUCUUUGUUCGUGAAAAAAAUUGCCAAUCAUAGAAAAUACUCUGUACUGUACAAACAUUAUUUUUUAAAGAUGCAUCAUUUGAAUUUAAUUAUAGAUUCGAUAUGGUGGAGAUAAUGGGUAAGAGGAACAGGAAGGUGCCUGUUUUGCUGACACCGGACGUGAAAGAGGCUAUUGUGGUCCUUAAUAGCACCAGGGGAAAAGGAAAUGUGACCAAAGAAAACAC